AUGGGUAAAAAGAGAAAGGCCGGUGGCCGUCCGGCGCAAAAGACCGAAGCCCCUGCGCGCACCAAGUAUGAUGUCGAAGAACGCUUCGACUCCUCUGAGGAUGACUUCCAGACCGGCCGCGACCAGAUCCUGCUGGACGACGGCCCAGAGACCAAACGGCGCCGGAGAGUUGCCGAAGAAGAGGAGAUGCUUCAGCCCUCCGACGAGGAAAUCCUAGGCUACGAGGACCAGGACGAGGACGACUUCGAAGGCGAAGAGGAAGACGAAGAUGAUAUGGGUGUCCCCAAGGGCCGCCGUGGCGAGGAGGAUGAUGAGGAAGAAGAAGAAGGUAUCGCUGCAUGGGGUUCUUCGAAGAAGGAUCUGUAUAACGCAGACCAGAUCGAGACCGAGGUUGAUGCCCUGGAGGAAGAGCAAGAAGCCAAGAGGCUGCAACAGAAGCAGCUGCAAGCUAUGGACGAGGCUGACUUCGGGUUUGAUGAAUCCGAAUGGGCGGACUCCGGCAAGGCAGAGGACGAAGAGGAUGCUGGCGUGGUCACAGAAGUGCUCCCCCAGCUGGAGAUCACCGAGGACAUGGAGACGGACGAGAAGCUCAAGAUCCUCCAGUCGAGAUACCCCGAAUUCGAGCCCCUGGCGAAGGACUUCACCGAUCUUCAAUCCACCUACAAGGAUCUACAGAAGGCAGCAUCGAAAGCCUCAACAGCGACAAAUGCGGAUGACGAUGAGCCUCAACCUGCCCCCGUGGCUGUCGUGAAGCUGCGUGCUUUGUCGACAUACCUGGGUACCAUCAACCUGUACUUUAUGCUUCUUGCUUCAUCCUCCGAUGGAACUAACGGCAGCACGCCAAUUUCCCCCGCCGAGCUUCGACAGCACCCUGUGAUGGCCUCUCUUGUGAAGUUCCGGAAACUCUGGGAGAAGGUCAAGGAUCUCGAGAUUGAGGAGGUUGUCGAGAUUGCUAAGAAAUCCAAGGCUGUUGCCAAACCUGAGUCCACUGCCCAGAAACAGAAGAAUACCAAGGAGGUCAAGGCACCCACGCCCAAGAAAUUGAGCAAGGCAGAGAAGGCGGCUCUUGUAGCACAAGCCGAGGCCGAAGCCCGCCGCGCCGAGCGUCUCGCGGAGACCGAAGCCGGCUUCGCUGAUCUGUCCAACCUGACCACCGAGCCUGGCCUGAAGCGCAAGACUAAGAAGACCAAGACAUCUGUGAAUGAAGAAGACUCCGACUUUGGUGACGAGGACGCCCUGACUGCCCGUGAAGCCGAGGAGAAGGCCAAGCAGAAGCGUUCUCUCCGCUUCUACACCUCUCAGCUCGCACAGAAGGCCAGCAAGCGUCAUAACGCUGGCAAGGAUGCAGGUGGCGAUGCCGAUAUUCCCCGCCGCGAGCGUCUUAAGGACCGACAAAUCCGCCUCAACGCCGAGGCUGAGCGCCGUGGUCGCCGACAACCCGACAUCGGCCAAGAGCUCGGUGGUGACAGCGACGACGAAGACCGCCGCAUUGCCAAGGAACUCCGUAAUGGCAACAAGGCCGGCAGUGACGAUGACGACUAUUACGACAUGGUCGCUGCACGGGGCAAGGCACGCAAGGACGACAAGAAGGCUCGCGCCGAUGCCUACGCCGCCGCAGCUGCCGAGGGCGGCCAAGUCCACAUGCAAGAGGCGGUCGGCCCUGAUGGAAAGCGUGCCAUCACGUACCAGAUCCAGAAGAACAAGGGUCUCAUGCAGAAGCGCAGCAAGGACUCGCGCAAUCCGCGUGUCAAGAAGCGCAAGAAGUUCGAGGAGAAGAAGAAGAAGCUCGGCAGUAUACGCCAGAUCUAUAAGGGUGGCGAGAGCCGCGGUGGAUACGGUGGUGAGCUUACGGGUAUCAAAAAGAACCUGGUCAAGAGUGUCAAGCUCUGA
Molecule: messenger RNA, 1890 nt
Organism: Penicillium atrosanguineum
Lineage: Eukaryota; Fungi; Ascomycota; Eurotiomycetes; Eurotiales; Aspergillaceae
Product: something about silencing 10 family protein
Exons: 2
Coding region: 1-1890 (629 amino acids)
Biological process (GO): maturation of SSU-rRNA from tricistronic rRNA transcript (SSU-rRNA, 5.8S rRNA, LSU-rRNA)
Cellular component (GO): nucleolus; small-subunit processome
Source: RefSeq, a predicted model, not a curated record